Molecule: messenger RNA, 1213 nt
Organism: Ilex paraguariensis (yerba mate)
Lineage: Eukaryota; Viridiplantae; Streptophyta; Magnoliopsida; Aquifoliales; Aquifoliaceae
Source: the annotation of a GenBank genome assembly
CGAGCGUCAAACUGUAAUUCAAUUACCAGUUGUGCUCACUUUGCAAUCGUAUUUGGAUAUACAAGUUAAUAGGUAAAAUGAACUGCGAGGUGUGCCAACUCAAAGAACUGGAAGUGGAGCACUUUGAGAUACGGGAAGUUCUGCGAUGUAUUUUACACACAAUAUUAUUCCAUAGGGCAUUAGGACUGGUGCGGCCCAAAGAUGUUGAUUUGGAACUUUUUGAAAUUACAUAUGUGCAAUGUGGGGAUAUGGAACUUGAGAAGAAAAUAGAUGAGAAAAUUGAUCAGUUCAUUGACAAGGUAGAGAAACACCCCAACAAGAAAAAUCAGAUCUGUUUGUCUUUCUAUGAAGUGAAAAAUAAACAGACAUCAUGGUUCAAUAAAGUAGAACGCCUGCACUGGGAACAGUGGUAUAUAAAUUUGAAUGUGACACAGCAUCCUAAAGCACAUUCUGGCAAGGCUCAUCAUUCCAAAGUAGUUGUAGACCCAGGAGAAAGUCCAUCCGAGGAUAGAAAUGUGCACCGGGCAGCACUAGAAGCAACUCUUCGUGAGGUGUUGUUUCAGAUAAUCAAAUUCGUGAAUGAGAAGAAGGAUCAUGUUCCCCCAAUACCAAGUCAUGAGGGCAUCUCAUUUCCAUAUGAAAUCACUAUAUCAAGUUCAUCAGAUUCUGCAUUUGGGAAGGACCUGUUUAAGAGGAUGCUCCAGACUGGGCAUCCUACUAUGCUCAGCUGAUUAUCGAAGCUUUCAAGGUGGAACGCGAUUGUAUAUCCUCCUGAGGUAAAGUUGCUUCCGACUACUCAGAAUGGAUAUACUGUAUCCUGGUAACUCUCUGCAGAAGAUUAGCAUCCGAGAUGAGCAGAAGCAUUUGAUUCUGUUAAACUUGUUUAUGUGUACAUAUUUAUAAGCAUUUUCCUAGGGUAUUCCUCUGUUUCCAUUUUUUUACUUGCUCACUGUUCCUCUUGCUUUGGUCUCUUUUGGUGGUGCUUGGGUUUGCUCAUGAACUGCCUGAAUGCCAUGUCUUUUAUCAGUGAACACGAGAUUCAUGUUUCAUAUAUAUCCACAUUGCUUUUUUUUAGGGGUGGAACUUGAGCGGGCUAAUUCGAACCCAGCCUGAAAAAAUAUGGCUAAUCCGAACCCAACUUGUCAGUGUUGCACCCUUACGUUUUUCUUUUAUAUCCACAUUGUUUAUGGUAUGUAGUAACAUGGAUUGUCAG